CCACCGCCUGCAUUGGCCUCCAUUCCAUGGUUGGGAAAGCUCACCCGACGGUUGGACGAACGGAAUCCAUUGACUGGGGACAUUUUUUCAACGCUGAGGGCAGCUUCCCGGACUAUUCCUUACAGCUUCUUUCGCGACACAUUGCUGCCGGCGUCUCCGACCUGCGUCUUAUCCCCUUCUUGGGAAUCCCCUCGCAUAGACUCCCUUUCCUUUUCUUUUGCCCGGUCGGACAAACACAUCCAACAUGCUGUCGCAGAGAUUAAUAGGCCGCACCGCGGUCAAGUCCGCAUUCAGACCGUCAGGCCUGCCCUCGAUUGUGUCCGCGCCCAGAUGGAGGCGGACGUAUGCCACCCAGGCUGAGGAGAGGGACCUCGUCAUCAUCGGCGGUGGUGUCGCUGGCUAUGUCGCGGCCAUCAAGGCUGGCCAGGAGGGCAUGAAGGUUACAUGUAUCGAGAAGCGUGGCACCCUCGGCGGCACUUGCCUCAACGUUGGCUGCAUCCCGUCAAAAUCGCUGCUCAACAACUCGCAUCUGUACCACCAGGUCCUUCACGACACGGAACACCGCGGUAUUGAGGUUGGCGACGUCAAGCUCAACCUGAAACAACUCAUGAAGGCGAAGGACCAGGCAGUCACGGGCCUGACCAAGGGCGUGGAGUUCCUGCUCAGGAAGAACGGCGUCGAGUAUCUGAAGGGCACAGGCUCGUUCCAGGACGAGCACACCGUCAAGGUGCAGCUCAACGACGGCGGCGAGACGAGCGUUGUCGGCAAGAACAUCCUUAUCGCCACCGGCAGCGAGGUCACCCCCUUCCCCGGCCUCGAGAUCGACGAGAAGACGGUCAUCAGCAGCACUGGCGCCCUUUCGCUCGAGGAGGUGCCCAAGAAGCUGCUGGUUAUCGGCGGUGGCAUCAUCGGUCUUGAGAUGGCCUCGGUGUGGUCGCGGCUCGGGUCCGAUGUUACCGUGGUCGAGUUCCUCGACCAGAUCGGCGGCCCCGGCAUGGACACGGAGAUUUCGAAGAACAUCCAGAAGAUUCUGAAGAAGCAGGGGAUCAACUUCAAGACGGGUACCAAGGUCGUCAAUGGCGAGAAGACGGGUGAGGGCGUCAAGAUCAACGUCGACUCGGCGAAGGGUGGCAAGCCCGAGACGCUCGAUGCCGAUGUUGUCCUCGUCGCGAUCGGUCGUCGCCCGUACACGGGAGGCCUCGGCCUUGAGAACAUUGGGCUCGAGCUUGACGAGCGGGGCCGCGUGAUCAUCGACUCGGAGUACCGCACCAAGAUCCCUCACAUCCGCUGCAUCGGCGACGUUACUUUCGGGCCCAUGCUUGCGCACAAGGCUGAGGAAGAGGCCGUAGCGGUCGUCGAGUACAUCAAGAAGGGCUACGGUCACGUCAACUACGGCUGCAUCCCCGCCGUCAUGUACACGUUCCCCGAAGUCGCCUGGGUCGGCCAGUCCGAGCAGGACCUCAAGAAAGCUGGCAUCAAGUACCGCGUCGGCACGUUCCCGUUCAGCGCCAACUCGCGUGCUAAGACCAACCUUGACACGGAAGGCAUGGUCAAGAUGCUGGCCGACCCCGAGACCGACCGGCUGCUCGGCAUCCACAUCAUCGGCCCCAACGCGGGCGAGAUGAUUGCCGAGGGCACGCUGGCGCUCGAGUACGGCGCCUCGAGCGAGGACAUUGCGCGCACCUGCCACGCUCACCCGACGCUGGCCGAGGCGUUCAAGGAGGCGGCGAUGGCGACAUACUCGAAGCCGAUUCACUUCUAAGCCGAUUGGGGGCUUGGGGGGCUUGGGCGUAGCGUUUUCUUGUGUACCCGUGUACUUUAGCUUGUUUUCCCUCGUCAUGGAUCAUUGGUAAAUGGACUCGGCCGGCCGGCAUGUAUUGAAAGCUGAAGCUAAUCUACCGAAGCGGGCGAAACGGCGAGUUCUGCUUUUGUGGCACUGAGGAACACUGUUAGAUGGUGGAUGAUGGGUUUAUAGCAGGCCAUGCAAGGUAGUUAUGGUAUUUCGCGAGAAGAUAGACAUUUCAUUUGUUCAGGUUUCGAGUUCUCUGCAGCAAGAUCCGAGUGCCAAGUUCGAUCGUGGUUGAGGGAGGGAGCUUCUUAGAAUGCCAGUCAGACAAGGGGCCCAAAAAAUAAAAUAAAAAAUAAAAUAAAAUAAAAA
Molecule: messenger RNA, 2158 nt
Organism: Thermothielavioides terrestris NRRL 8126
Lineage: Eukaryota; Fungi; Ascomycota; Sordariomycetes; Sordariales; Chaetomiaceae
Exons: 5
Coding region: 245-1762 (505 amino acids)
Cellular component (GO): mitochondrion; oxoglutarate dehydrogenase complex
Molecular function (GO): dihydrolipoyl dehydrogenase (NADH) activity; flavin adenine dinucleotide binding
Source: RefSeq, a predicted model, not a curated record